CUCUGAUCAGUGGCCCCAGAAAAAAGCGCGUCUUUAAAACCACACACCGUUUACGGAACCUUCAACUUCAAUUCCCAAACACUAAAUUUUUCGAUUUUCGCGGCUACCAAACACAUUCUAUUUUCUCGCUACCAAAUCGAUUUUCCGCUUAUUCAAAACUAAAUUUUCUCUCUGGAUUUUAUUUGGAAUUUUGGUGCUUUCUUUUCCCGAUUUGAGGUCCAUCCACCUGCCAGAUCUUAGAUUGUCGAUAAUAUUUAGAUUUUUCGUUUUUUGAUAUGGAGGUGUCGGUGAUCGGAAGCUCUCAGGCCGCUAUUUGCAAAAGCGAAUUAGUGAAUAAAGAGUUGAGGUUCUGUUUUCCUCGAAGAAACUCUACUAAUGUGUCUUUCUUUGAUUCAAGAACGAGGUGGAGAAGAAACUCUGGCCUUCACUUUACCUUAAAUGCGAUCCAAACAGAACCCGUCCUCUCCGAUGAUCUCUCGACUCGGGGUUGUGCUUCCAGGUCCAAAUCGCUCGAUGAUGUAAGAUUAUAUGUUGGACUGCCCUUGGAUGCAGUUUCUGACUGCAAUUCGAUCAACCAUGCUAGAGCAAUCUCUGUAGGACUUAAAGCUUUGAAAUUAUUAGGAGUUGAAGGUGUGGAGAUGGCUGUGUGGUGGGGAAUAGCUGAGAAGGAAGCAAUGGGCAAAUACGAGUGGGAAGGCUACCUUAAUCUUGCAAAGAUGGUUCAGAGUGCUGGUCUCAAACUUCAUGUGUCUUUCUGCUUCCACGCUAAUGAACAACCUAAAAUCCCACUCCCUGAGUGGGUAUCCCGUAUUGGUGAAUCAGAACCUGGUAUUUUCUUUGCCGAUAGAUCAGGGCAUCAUUUAAGAGAGUGCUUGUCAUUGGCUGUUGAUGAUCUUCCUGUCCUUAAUGGUAAGACAGCAGUCCAAGUUUACCAGGAAUUUUGCAAGAGCUUCAAGUCUUCAUUCUCGCAUUUAAUGGGUUCCACAAUCACUGGCAUCACGAUGGGACUUGGUCCAAAUGGAGAACUACGAUAUCCUUCUUAUCGUGGGGUGGUUAAAAGUGGCAAAAUCCAUGGAGUUGGGGAGUUCCAAUGUUAUGACAAAAAUAUGCUUAACCUUCUAAAGCAACAUGCUGAGGCAAUGGGAAAUCCUUUAUGGGGACUUGGUGGUCCCCAUGAUGCCCCCAGUUAUAACCAGUUGCCAAACUUUAACAGCUUCUUCAAGGAUCAUGGAGGAUCAUGGGAGUCUCCUUAUGGCUACUUCUUCCUUUCCUGGUAUUCAAGUCAGCUUUUGUCUCAUGGAAAUCGCCUCCUUUCCCUUGCCUCCACUGAGUUUGGUGACACUACCGUGACAAUUUAUGGCAAAGUCCCACUCAUGCACCAUUGGUACAAAACCCGCACUCACCCGUCUGAGCUGACGGCUGGGUUUUAUAACACAGAAAACAGAGAUGGCUACGGGGCGGUUGCUGAGAUGUUUGCAAGGAAUUCAUGUAAAAUGAUUUUACCUGGAAUGGACCUGUCAGAUAAGCAUCAGCCUCAGGGGUCACUGUCAAGCCCAGAGCUGUUACUUGCACAAAUUAGAACAGCUUGCAGAAAGUAUGGGGUUGACGUUUCUGGGCAGAACUCAUUGGUCUCUAAAUCUCCCCAUCAUUUUGAGCAGAUGAAGAAAAAUGUGUCGGGUGAAAAUGUGGUAGACUUGUUCACUUAUCAGAGAAUGGGAGCUGAAUUUUUCUCACCUGAGCAUUUUCCUGCUUUCACCGAGUUUGUUAGAAGCUUUAAUCAACCAGAAAAGCAUGCAGAUGAUCUUCCUGAGGAAGAGGAAGAAGUUGCGGAAUCUCUACAGACAAGUACAGAAUCAAGCAUUCAAAUGCAAGCAUCUUAGUAUGAAGUAGGCAUGUAUAUGUAUGUGUGAAAUAUUAUUUGUACUUCCCAUUGUAUUAGGCCAAGCAUACAAGAGAGUGGUAGUUGUAAAUUAAGAGAUUAUUUGCCUAUGACACUAUCAUUUGCCGACUGAAACUUGCCCCUUUCUAUCGUGCUCAUGGCUUAGAUUAAAUUAAGCUUCCUUGUUUUGGUGAAAGCCCGACUGUGGGACUUGUUGGACGUGUUUUAAAGGACUCGACCUUUUUCAACA
Molecule: messenger RNA, 2129 nt
Organism: Hevea brasiliensis (rubber tree)
Lineage: Eukaryota; Viridiplantae; Streptophyta; Magnoliopsida; Malpighiales; Euphorbiaceae
Product: inactive beta-amylase 9
Exons: 3
Coding region: 276-1880 (534 amino acids)
Biological process (GO): polysaccharide catabolic process
Molecular function (GO): beta-amylase activity
Source: RefSeq, a predicted model, not a curated record